This is a messenger RNA of Meyerozyma guilliermondii ATCC 6260, 1407 nucleotides long. RefSeq lists its product as uncharacterized. The record is from RefSeq and is a predicted model, not a curated record. Bases 1 to 1407 code for a protein of 468 amino acids. The transcript has a single exon. NCBI's taxonomy places the organism in Eukaryota, Fungi, Ascomycota, Pichiomycetes, Serinales, Debaryomycetaceae.
AUGCUGCUGUUACCGGCUGGAUACCUCCUGUACCCUGCAGAGGUAUUGCAUUCCAUUCUAAACUACUUGUGUGUCUUUCUGAUCCAUCUUGAUAAGCGGGAGGACCCAUACACCAGCCCGUCCAAGCGAACCAGUUGCAAAAACUAUCAUGAUGUCGUCAAUCUUUCGGCCACAUGCCGAUAUAUUCGGCUGUUUCUUGGUCCAUAUGUGUUCCAAAUGAUUAGUGUAGUACGGAAAACGCAAAUAGAGUCUCUUCUCCAGCUUCCAAAAGUGGAACAAAAACUAAAUUUGAGUGAUGAAAUUUUGCAUUUUAAGACCAUUCAUAACUUUGUGACAACGCUAGAAACCAACACCAUGGAUAUAAUUCCGCUGUUUCCAUCACUAGAGAGGUUAAUUGUGCUCGCAAAUUGUUCUGGUGACUCAAAUAUUGCACAUUCUUUACGCUCAUUGACGAUCUCCGCAGGCACUCUUCUCAAGUGUUCUGGUCUUUUAAAAGUUGUAAACAGACUCAAUUCGCUCCAUAUGUUGUGUGCCUUCCAUGAUAUUGAUUCCAGUGGACUUUCACCGCUAAAAGAGGUUUUUGAAGACCAUAAUUUGAAAGAGCUAAACUUGUACUUUGGAAGAGCAGCCCAUAUUACUUACGAUACCACUUUGGAUCUCAUUGUUCUGGUGGUAUCCUCGUCGCAAAUACAAAGGGUAGGCUUGCACGUCGCCCGACGAUCUUUUCAGGAAGACGAUAGAAAUUGGCCCUGCAGCAGCCACCUGAAGGCUUCUGAAAAGCUUUUAAAUUCGCUACUUUCCUCAGAAAUAACUUCGCUCAGCGUUGACAUUAGUAUAUUGGUACAGCUCCAAGUCCCAAAUCCGACGCGAUUCUGCACUAAAAACUCGCCAAAACCAAAUUUUUGUUUCACACUUAUUGACCCAUCAUUUGCAUUUCAUUCCUGGCACCUUUUAAAUUUUCACACAUUGGCUCAAAUUUUCCAACUUUUCAACGUCAAGGAGUUCCAAUGGAAGUAUGGCGAAGUCAUAGACGAGUCCCAUCUCCAAGCACUAGACGCUGCUGUGAACACAAUUGCUCGUAUUCGUGAAUUAAAUGGCUGCGAAAUUGACUUUCUUCAAUUGGAAAAAUGUUGGUCUGUUGCCGACGACACUUUGAUACGCCAGCACUUGAAAAUACCCGAAAACCAUUCAAAUGCUACAAUACGGACCCGUUAUAGCUUCAAUUCACCCCGAUACAGACGACCAGAAUCUUACGCCGUGGUAUACCUGAACAUUGCAUCCAUACACCAACUAGAGCAAAGAGACGAAACGGAAGCUGAAAACCGGUUCUGGACUCUGCAGCUCACCUUACUUGAUUUUCAGCAGUACUGUCUCCCCCAGCGGAAGAGAAGUAGCAUAUGGGACUAG